Messenger RNA from Bacidia gigantensis, 2079 nucleotides. RefSeq lists its product as uncharacterized. The record is from RefSeq and is a predicted model, not a curated record. The transcript has a single exon. Lineage: Eukaryota; Fungi; Ascomycota; Lecanoromycetes; Lecanorales; Ramalinaceae. Bases 1 to 2079 code for a protein of 692 amino acids. Gene Ontology annotation, molecular function: serine-type endopeptidase activity. Gene Ontology annotation, biological process: proteolysis.
AUGGCCCCACUCGAACUUAAAGGCAACAGCUUCGACCUUGCCAUAGCGCAAGCCAAUCUGCCUGCCAACGCAUCGGACACCAAUUAUAUCUUGGUGGAAUUCAACGCACCACUCGGACAUGACGAAUACGAGAAGAUGGGAAAAUAUCAAUUGACUGUCGAAGAGUAUGUUGGCAAAGACACAUAUCUCUGCCGCUAUGAGCCUACCGAUCUCAACAAACUCAAGGAAUUGACAUUCGUCAAGACUUUCACUAUAUAUCCGGCUAAGGUCAAGGUCUCGCCAGAAUUGCAGCAGGCUGUCUCUACCCAGACGGGAAACCAGCGAAUCCAGAUCCACUUGCAUGAGGGGAAAGAAGGCGAUGCUCAAAAGGUUAUCGAACAGAUCAAGACAAAGACUAAACCUGUAACAGUUCACUCGUCGAACGUCGUUCUCGUUUCUCUCACUGUCGACAUCAAGUCUGUUCCCAGUAUCGCCGCUAUAGAUGGAGUUCGAUCGAUUGGCAUCGACCUACCUGAGAAGCCUCUCAACACCUUGGCUAGAGGGAUCAUGAAUUGUCCUCCGAUAGUUCCUUCAGUCGAACGGCCUAAUGAUCCUGUCCUAGAUGGUGCUGGCCAAAUCAUUACAGUUGCAGACACCGGCUUUGACAAGGGGAAUAUCAGAGGUGAUGUUCAUCCUGCGUUCCAGGAUCGGGUGAGGAAAAUCUUUUCUAUUGGAAGAAAAGGACCACAAAAUGGUGUCGACCCUGAAGGAAUAGAGUUGGGGCUUAAAAAUGAUACUAUCGGUCAUGGCACACAUGUGAGCGCUUCUGCCGUGGGCAAGGGUGACUCGGCCGAGACAGGACUCAACACUGGCACAGCACCAGGAGCAGAACUCAUCGUUCACUCUCUCUGGGACCCUGUUAAAAAAUCAUUGGAAUUCAGCACUCGCUCAAAUCUUCUAGAGAUAGCCUUCCGGGAGGGCUCGUACGUACACAGCUACUCCAUCGGCAAUGAAGUGCAGGAGGAAUACGAUGCGACUACAGUCGACGUCGAUCGGAAGCUCUAUCUCAACCAGAAACUACUCUUUUGUCAAGCAGCAGGAAAUGAAGGGGACGACACUUACGUCGAUAAUGCUGGGGUUACUAAGAAGUACGUCAUUGCUGCAGUUGCCAACCAGAAAAAUGGUAUCACAGUCGGCGCAUCCUACAACAAUCGCCGAAUAAGUGGCCUCAGUACCACCGACAAAGGUGGCAAGAUGGGCAAUCCACAUGACAUUGGAAGCUUCAGCAAUCCAGGCCGAGCCGGAGCCGCGAGACUCAAACCCGACGUGGUCGCUCCAGGCGUGGGAAUACUCUCCGCCGCAAGCCGAGACCCAGAAUUCCAAGCCAAAGCCGCCGGCACGAAGAAAUGGCUGGGGCUGGUCAACGUGCCUGGUACCGACCCGAUCGACGAAUUCGGCAAAGCGCCCAACAGUCUCUAUUGCUUUUCGAGCGGGACAAGCAUGGCGACGCCCCAAGUGGCCGGAUGCGCAGCCGUGCUCCGGCAGGCAUUGAUCCGACGCGAUGGCACCGCUGGCUACCAGCCUAACGCAUCGCUAGUGAAGGCGCUGCUAAUCCAUGGCGCGACCGACAUCUCCGAUGGAACCUAUCAAAAGAAAGCCAUUCCCAAAGGCCCCAACAACAUCCAAGGUAACGGCCUUGUAAACAUGCAGCGCUCUCUCCUCCCGGUCCUCGAUGACCGCAUUGACCGCAACAAUUGGACUGGUAUGUGGGAAGACAGUAUCCGUCAACGUGGAAUUCCCGCUACACGUACCAGUCAGACUCCCAAUGAAGCCGCAGGAACCUUCUACGACAUUGAUUUCACCCUGGUCUUUACGGACGCGCCGGGCUUGAACCUGCAGACUCGUCUUGACUACUAUGUGAGUCUGCAAAGCAGACCUAUCAAGAUCUUCAAUUCACCGGAUAGAGAGGACAAUGUUCUCAGACUACGCGUUGAGAAUGUUGAGGCGGCUACGAACUUUUCGAUUACUGUCAAUGCGCAGAGGCUCUUUCUAGCCGCUGCACAGCCUUUUUCGAUGGUUUGGACGGUGACGAGGAAGUGA